UUAAUGAAACCUAUGUGCAGCCCUAGUGCCUUCUACCUCUGCUCCUGUCGCUGCUCGUCUUUGCUCUCUCUGCCGCCAAUUUGCUCAUCGCCCUCGCUGCCCUCUCUUUGCUUGUGGUUGUCGCUGCCGCGUGAUCUUCGCCAUCGCCUCCUCUGCAUUCUUUGCGGUCGCCAUAGCUGUAUGCCCUGAUUAUGGAGCUCAAUUCUGUUCUUUCUUCUUCGAAGAUUACUAAAAACUCGACAAGAAAAUAUCUAUAAACAGAACCAAUGGCACAGAUGCCUUCUUCUCCUCAUGGUUUACAGGGUGUCAAAACGGUCGAGGAAGUCCAAGCUAUGAUUCAAAAGAGUUUCCGACUUCCAAUGGUGAAAUUCUUGAGGCAACGCCUGGCAAAAGCUGGGUGUCCUGUGAGUGACAAUUUUUUCAAGGCUUCUGAGUGCAAAGGGGCGCAUGGCACUGGUGGUUUUGUACCUGGUUCUGGGGUACUUGUAUGUAGCAACUAUAUGCGAAUUCAAGAUGAGGUCGACCAGGUGGUAAUUCAUGAACUAAUUAAUGCAUUUGAUGACUGUCGUGCUGUCAAUAUAGAUUGGAGUGAUUGUGCUCAGCAAGCUUGUAGUGAGAUACGAGCUGGUCAUCUAUCUGGUGAUUGCCAUUUCAAGCGGGAACUACUUCGUGGUCAUAUGAAAUUAAGAGGGCAUGAACCGGAAUGUAUCAAAAGAAGAGUUUUGAAAUCUCUGUCUUCAAACCCCAAUUGUGCUGGUUCAGCUGCCGAAGAUUCUAUGGAAGCUGUAUGGGAUAUUUGUUACAAUGAUACAAAGCCAUUUGACAGAGCUCCUUGAGAAAUUGCAUGGAUUGGAAAUUUCAACCGUCAAUGCUAAUUUUUUUUUUCUCCGAGGAACAAUUUUUGAUGGCAACUCCCUACAAUCAUAAUGGACAAACGGUUAGAAAUAUACCCUUUUUUAAUUUUUAUUUUGGUGUCAAAUUGAAGACUUGUUUAUUUAUGGUUUAAAUAUGAUAAAUGUCAUAUGCC
This is a messenger RNA of Arachis ipaensis, 1027 nucleotides long. Its product is annotated as mitochondrial inner membrane protease ATP23. Gene Ontology annotation, biological process: mitochondrial proton-transporting ATP synthase complex assembly; mitochondrial protein processing. The record is from RefSeq and is a predicted model, not a curated record. Lineage: Eukaryota; Viridiplantae; Streptophyta; Magnoliopsida; Fabales; Fabaceae. Gene Ontology annotation, molecular function: metalloendopeptidase activity.